Messenger RNA from Lithohypha guttulata, 1011 nucleotides. RefSeq lists its product as uncharacterized. The coding region runs from base 1 to 1011 and encodes 336 amino acids. Lineage: Eukaryota; Fungi; Ascomycota; Eurotiomycetes; Chaetothyriales; Trichomeriaceae. The transcript has a single exon. The record is from RefSeq and is a predicted model, not a curated record.
AUGGUACUUGACUUCCUCUACUCCCAGAUCUUCGUGACUCCUGCCAUUCCGACAACCCCUCUACCUGGCCAGACCCUCAUUAUCACCGGCUCAAACACUGGUCUGGGCCUGGCAGCAGCAACUCACAUCGCCUGCCUGAAACCUGCACUUCUUAUCCUUGCAGUACGAAACCAAGCGAAAGGCAAUGCUGCACGCGACACGAUCUACAAAGACACCGGACUCAGUCCUGAAGAUGUCAAGAUCGAGGUCUGGGAUCUGGACAUGAGUUCUUUCGCGUCCGUGCUCGCUUUCUCUGAUCGCUGCGCCAACGACCUAUAUCGUUUAGACGGAGUCAGUCUGAAUGCUGGCAUCACGAUGGCGAAGCUGGAACUCAUGGAAGGGUACGAAUCGACCAUUGCGGUAAACGUCAUUUCGACUUUCUUACUUGCCAUCACACUUUUACCGACUUUGCGCAAAUCUGCAAUGAAACACAACAUCACGCCACGGCUUAGCAUCGUGGGUUCUGAAACACAUGUCUGGGCACCGUGGAAAGAGAGCACGACUCCGGAAGGGACGAAGAUUCUCGAAGCCAUGUCCGCACCUGGGACGAAAGUCUCACAGGCAAGGUACAUGGACAGCAAGCUCAUGCAGAUCCUUGUCUUUCGACACCUUUGCAGCUUGUUCGUUGCACAGCAGCUGCCUGAAAAUGCCAAAGUCAUCUUGAACAUCCUCAACCCAGGCUUCUGCUACUCGGAUCUUGGCAGAGAUUCCUCACCACUUGUGCAGACUGUGAUGCGGUAUUUUCUAGCGAGAACUCAAGAAGUAGGUGGAAGACCUAUUGCUGCAGGACUUGUGGCAGGUCUCGAGACGGAUGGAAAGUACAUGCAUGAUGGGGUUGUUGCUGAGGGAGCACUGAGUAGAUAUGUCAAGAGUGAGAAGGGUGAGGAGAUGGGAAAGAGGUUGUGGGAGGAGCUUAGGGAGGUUUUUGAGCAGGCGAGACCUGGUGUUGUUGGAAAACUUUGGGAGAAAUGA